Molecule: messenger RNA, 1847 nt
Organism: Leptinotarsa decemlineata (Colorado potato beetle)
Lineage: Eukaryota; Metazoa; Arthropoda; Insecta; Coleoptera; Chrysomelidae
Gene: ohgt
Product: E3 ubiquitin ligase component cereblon
Source: RefSeq, a predicted model, not a curated record
UAGUGAUUCAUAAAAUAUCCAAUGGAAGAAAACGCUUGAAUAUGUUUUGUGGUUCUCUGAUGCGAGAAGAAGUUUAAUUCAGGGUUAGUUUGAACUACCAUACUAUUAGUAUUCUGACUGAGGUAUAUUUGUUUACAUUGUAAUACAAAUAAAAACAAGUAAAAUUAUUUAAAGUAAUGUCUGAUCGAGAAAAUCGGGAUACUGAUGAUGAUGAUGACGAAGGGUAUCCUCCAAUGGAAUUAGUCGAAAAUGGAUAUUUUACGUCUAACGUAGAAAAUUCCGAUUCUUCAGAUGAUGAAGGUAAUGAUGAUGAUCCAGAUUCAUAUCCCAGUAAUGAUGGAGAGUUUGAUCGGGAUUUGCCUACUACUCACAGGUAUUUGGGAAAAUUGGAUAGUGUAACAGGUUAUACAUUGUAUGAUGAUGGCGAGGUAAUGAAUAUUUUAGCAAUAUAUACAACUACAAUGGUAUUCCCGGGAUUCACUCUUCCAUUAGUCAUGAAUACUAGUGAGGAAACCUCAAUCAUGCAAACCUUCAUAGAAAAAAAUAAUGUAUUCGUUUUAUUGUGUGCCAACUCAAUAUUAGAUGGAAUUUUCAAUUUUGGAGUAACGAUGGAAAUUUUUGAAACACAGAUGCUUGACAAUGUUCUCAACAUUAAAGCUCGAGGCAGACAAAGGUGCCAACUUGUUAGUGGUACUGAAGUAAAGAGUUGGACCGGAAGAUUAAAACAAGUUACCAUAAAAAUUAAAGCUGAACCUGAAAUUUCUUCUCCUUUAUGUGACACCCAAAUGGUUUCUUUGAAACAGAAGCGGCUGUUAAUGUCUUCACAGUUUUCUGAUAUACUGAAAAAUUACAAAUUCAGAAGAUAUCAUUUAGCACAGUAUCCUCUUGCUUCUUGGCUGUAUGACAGAUACGAAGUGUGCUACUAUGUGAAAAUAUUGUUAGAAGGUCUGGCUCAUUAUGUUGGAGGUAAUUUAUUCAUAUUUUUAUUACUUAAAUCAAGACUGAAUUUUUUUUUUCAAGAAUACAUUCCAAAUGAUCCAGUGAAGUUGAGUUAUUGGUUUGUACAGAAUUACCAGCUAAGCCAUGAAGAACGUCUGGAUAUUUUAAAAUUAAAUUCGACUUUAGAAAGGUUGAAAUUGGAGUGUAAAUAUUUGACUUAUGAAAGGAUAAUAUGUUGUAGCAGAUGUAAUGCCAACAUCACAGAUCCAACCAAAGUAUUUGCAAUGUCAAAAGAUGGUAUUCAGAGUAAUUAUGUUAAUCCUGGAGGACACGUAUAUGAAACAGUUACUGUGUUAGAAGCGCAAAAUUUCAGAUUGAAUGGGAAUCCUUCUAAGCAGUUUUCUUGGUUUCCUGGAUAUGCUUGGACAACUAUGCAAUGUAAAAGUUGUGCCAACCACUUGGGUUGGCGAUUUACCAGUACAAAUUUGAGACCUCAGUCUUUUUAUGGUUUGGCUAAGAUUGGUAUCAAAGUUAUCAUCUAUAAAAAGAUUGACUCCAAAGAUGAAGAAGAGAUUAAUUCUAGACCAACCUCUUUCACUCGGGAUUACAUACCAGCGUGAGGGAUUCAAUUCGGUGUGGAUGACCUUUGGCCUACUUUGAGGUUUGGAUUCUUGAUUUUGUUAUCAAAAAAAUCUACUUUAUAUUUAUAAAAAAAAAUGUAUUCAACUCAAUUUGUAGAAUGCUUAAAUUGAUCUGAGAAAUGUUGAUUUUUUCAGUUGUUUAGAAAAAUAACUUCCAGAUGUUGAUUUUCCAUUUUUUUAUCAAGAAAAUUGCAUGUAUUAUAGUUAUCGUAAAAAUGUAUUCAACUUAUUUUAUGGAAUGUGUAAAUAAAUUGGUUUAUAUGAGAA